Messenger RNA from Poecilia latipinna (sailfin molly), 2620 nucleotides. Its product is annotated as phosphatidylinositol 4-phosphate 3-kinase C2 domain-containing subunit gamma-like. The record is from RefSeq and is a predicted model, not a curated record. Gene Ontology annotation, molecular function: 1-phosphatidylinositol-3-kinase activity; 1-phosphatidylinositol-4-phosphate 3-kinase activity. Gene Ontology annotation, cellular component: plasma membrane; cytoplasm; phosphatidylinositol 3-kinase complex. The transcript is spliced from 20 exons. NCBI's taxonomy places the organism in Eukaryota, Metazoa, Chordata, Actinopteri, Cyprinodontiformes, Poeciliidae. The annotation marks the transcript as partial. Gene Ontology annotation, biological process: phosphatidylinositol-3-phosphate biosynthetic process; phosphatidylinositol-mediated signaling; cell migration.
CCAGUUGGACUCGCUCAGCAUGGCUUCAAACGGGAAUUCACCUUGAAUAAGAAGGGCUUUCUUUACAUCAGACCUCUAAUCCUCCUCAUAUUGUUUUGUAAUGAAGUGAGGACCAGCACAGAAGCUUAAACACCAUCAGCCAAAGCUAAAAAACAGAAAUCAUAUGGAUGAUCAAGGUGAAUCCUUCACCACGGAUGAGCCGAGUCCUUUGAGAGACGAUUUACUGACUGGUUAUGAAUCCAUUCAUGGAGCUCAGCCUGAGUAUGAGACUGUGAUGCCUGGGGUUGCUCCGCAGCCUGGACCUGCAGGAAAUCCCAACCAGGAGAUCCAGGUCGGCGCACCACCACCUCCACCAAGACAUCGGCUUCCCACUAUCCCCACUGAGGUGCGGCGUGAUCCGCCCCCUCUGCCGCCGCGCAAUCCGCCGCCUGUAGACCGCAGCAGAAAUCGGUUUUACAUUGAUAUUGACCAGCGUACUCAUAAACUGAUGCGAUCCAACACAGAAGUACACAAUUACGAUCCCUGGGCUAUCAGGCUGAUAGACUCUCCAGAAGGCAGCACAAAUAAUCUGGUUUCUUUCAGCAAAGCAACAUCACAGUUGAAGUCACGAUACAAGCACACCGACAGGAUUCACAACUCGGGUGUAGUAUGGGGCCGACUGUUAAAUAUCCACCCUGCGCUGCUGCAGCAGGAGGUCAAAGUCACUAUAUCCGAGAACGACAACAUCCGGUUCCCCAUUCCCAUCCUAGUGAACAAGAAGGUGAAGGACCUAAUAGAUGAAUACUUCAAGUUGCUCGACCGCACCGCUGACACAAGCAGGGAUUAUGUUUUAAAAUUUUGCGACUCUGAGGAGUUCCUCACAAAUGAAGAAUUUAUUGGCAUGCAUGAGAGAGUGCAGCUGUUUUUCAAGACAAAAGAGGUGAUCAAUCUUCGACUGGUUCGUGUAAACAAUCUGAAUCGCCAUCUUGCCAGAGAUGCUGCAGAUGGUAAAACUGAAUGCAGUUUGCACCAGUUCCUGCGGCCUGCCAGCGUCCACUGCACCGCAAAGUUGAGCAUGGAAAAUGUGCUCAGUGCUUUCAACAAACAUGUGAACGAACUCUUGAGCACUAAGUGUAGUAGAAAUAUCCCUCUGGUUGUGACGAAUGUUCGCGUAAUCAGUAAUCUCCUAUCUGGGCUGACAUGUCAGGAGCUAGAGGAUGCCAUUGGUGCCCUUAAUCGAAUCAAUCAUGUAAAUAUGAACCAAGAAGAAAUGAUGGAGUGUGAAGCUGCCUUGAUCAUGCUCAGUGGGGCUCUGCUCAAAGUGCUGCAGAUAUAUUUUGACAAUUUCCAGUCAGACUUCAGAUCCCACAAACUUAUCGGCACACCCCAAACCGACGAUGUCGAUAAGAAUCAGGAGAUUUUGCAGUUCAGCAUAGUUUCCAUCUACAAACUAAACCCGAGCUGGAUGACUAAUUAUGAAAGUUUCUCCGUUUCCUGUGACUUGACAUACGGAGAAACAAAGAUCUGUGAGACCGGCGUUUCGGAGAAUAUCAGCACGGCCUUCUCACAAGGAAACAACAUCUGCUGCAACCGCCUGAUGGUGUUUCCUGUUCGAGUUAGUGAGUUGCCAUACGAGUCCAUGCUGACAUUGCGCCUUAAAGGCACAAAGCGGGGGAGAAACCCAGAACUUUUAAGCUGGGCUGUUCUGCCCCUGUACAGCGACAGGACUUUUGUAAGAGGAGCUGUCCUGCUCAGCAUGUCCUCUCUCCCUGAGCUGCCGUUCCCUCCGUCUCCUGCGCUGUCCGACAGCCACAGGCAGCCCAAAGACGUCAUACUGCAGCUUGAAUUUGACGACCAGUGUGAGUGGGAAUACCGCAGACCCAUCGCUCUUCCUGGCUUAAUCAGCUUUACUCAUCCUUGUGAUGAAGUGCAAAGGAAAUUAUCAGACAUCUCCAAAAAGCAUUGCCUCUACUUCCUGACAAAAAAUGAGAAGUCUUUCCUGUGGGACAAACGUUCCUGCAGUGACAAAGGAAGCACGUUCCUCCACCUUCUUCUCGGUGGCGUCCCCCGGUGGCAUCCUGAGGACUUGACAGAAAUCUACACGGUGGUAGAGAACUGGCCCAUUCAUCUGCCAGAGGAGGCUCUCUUCCUGCUGACGCCCAGUUUUCCGGAUGAAACGGUCCGAAAAGCUGCGGUAGAUUAUUUUGUUCAGAUUCCAGAUGGAGCGCUGGAGUUGUUUCUGCCACAGCUGGUCCAGGCUCUGAAGAGCGAGUGGAAACUUGACGGGCCUCUGGUGACGCUGCUGUUGGACCGAUCCCUGAAGAACAUACGGAUUGCUCAUCAGCUGUACUGGCUGCUGGAGGACACCCACACUGACCGCUACUUCCAGAGCUGGCUGAGUAAAGUCCAGGCUGCCUUGAUGCACUGCUGUGGCCGAGCACUGAGGAAGGAGCUGGAGCACGAAUCUCAUCUGGUGCAACUUCUCGUUCAGGUGGCCCAAAAAAUUUACUUUGCCGACAAACCUCAACGCAAGAAUGUUUUGAACAGAGAAAAGGGAGUUAUUGAUGAGUUUUUCAAAAGUGGCAUCACCUGCCGUCUGCCUCUAGAUCCUGCAGUCAGUGUGAAAGCUGUCAACUUGGAU